AUUCUACGGAUGCAUUAACGACUCUGAACACUGCUAAACAUACACUCCAACAUGCAGCAUGCUUCCUCGGCCUCCAGUUCCAAGGCGCCCCCGGGCACGAUCGACUUCCUCCCGGACCUCUUCGCGCGCGCACACGCCGCGCACCCCGACUUCCCACUCGACCACGUCAUCAUCCAGUCGCUGCUCCUAUGCCUCAUUGCCCAGCCGCGGUCCCCGAGUGUGAGCGCGAAGCAGGCGUAUGACAGCGCCGUCCGUCCUGGGUUACAUUUGAUCCUGCGGACGCGGGAAGAGGAUGUGGGGGUUGUUGUCAACCUCGUUGCACUGACUCUACAACACGUCCUCGGCGUUUCCACGCACAAGCACAAGAUUGGUGCCCGCACCGACCCGCCGUCCCGCCAACGCCGCCGCCGCUCCACCGGGGCUACCCACACCUCGUCUCAUGCUCCCGCGACCGACGAUCCCGACGCGUUCCUCCGUGCCCUCUUCUUCCGGCGCGGCCCCCACCCCUCGUUCUCCUCCCACCGCAGCAGCACCCCGCGCCCGCGCUCUGGGAUAAGCCUUGACGCGACCCCGAAGUCCGGGACGAUCCCGCUUGGGGGGCAGGCAAAGAGCCCCCGGGGCGUGGCGCAUGUGCCCCACCGCUCGGCGUCGUACACGGCCGCGCCGAGCACGGACGGGGAAGACGAGUAUUUCGACGCGUCCUCCCUCGCGUCGUCGCGCCGCCCACUGCUGCCGGGCCACACGCCUGCGUCGACGAUGCGGUCCCGCGGGUCGAGCAGAGCCCGGCCGAGCGCACACCGGCUUCGCACGGACCCGUUGCCACUCUCGUCGCUGUUCACGCUACCUGGUUCCGAGGGGCACGACAGCCCGGCGUCGACCCCCGCGACUACAACCACGACUGACAGCCUGAGGCCCCAGAAGAGCGGACCUGGAAGCGAACGGGCCAGCGAUCCUGGACAGCCGGUAUCGGCGAUGCCCAGGGCCGUGGUGGUGUCCGGAUUAGAGCACACCACACCACCUGCCCAGAGAGCUCUGAUGAGGGUGCUUACGGAGAGGCGACUGAUCAUGAGCGGCUACGGCGGCGACCAGGAGGGAGAUAGUACAGAGCGAGAGGUUGACGUGGACGUCGAAGACGGGACAUGGAAUUUGCCCGAUGGUUUCGUGAUGGUUUAUGUGUGCAAAUGGGACCCGCACGAACGGCCUCCGAUACAACGCGGCUUGCUUGACAAGUUCUCGAUGAGUUCAGAAAUCUUACUUCCGGCCGCCGUACGACAGCAUUAUCUCGCCUACCGCGCAGCGCAUAGUACACCCACUCCUCGCGGAACACCCAUCCCCUCCCCUCUCGCCCUACCCCACUCAAUCCACUCAUUCUUCCCGAACCCUUCGCAUUCGCCAGCACGGCGACCCGCACCCCUGCCCGUACCCACGCCGCAACUCCCCCCUGUGCUGUCUUCAUCUGAGCUAGCCGACCUGCGCAUGCUCGCACGGCCGUACCCCACCACAGGGCCGAUCUUUUACCCCUCCGUCCACGCAACCUUGCAACCCAUGCCCGUUUUGCCCCUGCCACCACAGCCGCCGCCCUACGCAGCACUCCACCCCUCCCUCGAAAUUUACCUGCUCGACCUCUUUGCAGCGACACGGCACCACCCCAUGCUCGAGGGCACAUUGCUCACGCAACGCGCACACGCCGAUGCAGAGGCGCUCGCGCGCGCCUUCCGCGUUCUCAACGGGGACACGCUCGGGACGGCGUUGAUCGUGCAGGAGGCGCAGUUGGGGGGAGAUCGGGAGACCGCCGCCGCGGAGAGCUUCGACGACGCGAGCUGGACGGAGGACGGGUGGCGUAGCGUGGAGAGCCUCACGCGCAGCGGGCGCAUCAAGGCCGAGUUUCUCGGGGUGGAUAAUGGGGUGCGCGUGCGGGUGAAUGGGGACUCGGUGCAUUCGGACGGCGCGAGCGCGCUGUCAGGAAUGUAUGGCGAUGGCGGUGGGAGCGGGGCGAGUCCCCCGGAGGCGCAGGCGUUGGCGAUGGCGCGUGCGUGGCCGGAGGUGUGGGAUGUGUCGGAGGAGGACGUCGCCAGGGUCUUUCCGCGUGCGGUGUCGCACCGACUGAGGGUACGCGAUGGCCCCGACGACGAGGUGUUGGGCAGCGUGAUGUGGCCUGCAGUACCACCGGAGGGGGCCGCGGCUGCGGCUGCAAUGUGCGGAGCUGUGGUGGACGGGAGUCCACAGCCGGACGGCCUUGGGAGACCGAUGGGGUGGGAUAGGAAAACCGUGAAAGAGAUAUUGGUGCGGGUACUAGCGGAGGUAUGACUCUGCAGAUGUAGGGAUAUAUGCACGAAGAGCUUGCGUGUCUGGGACGCCGAUGUCGUCCCUACAGGACAGGCGCAUCGUCCGGUAGUCGUUCGUUGCCGCGAAAUACGACGUGCCCUGCGCGUUCGAAUAGCGGUGGGGCGCGAGCUGUAGCCUUGCUGCGCUGUCGUUUGUGUUUCUUCUUACGCAGUGGGAUAGGAGAUUCUGUAGAUUGCGCAUCCGCAUCCAUCGUUGAGGUCUCUCCGCCCGCUUGAAGAGCAGUAGCGGGUGUAGACGGCGAGGGCGCAAAAGUUGUGUUCACAACGGCUACGUUGUCUGCGGGCAGCGUCCCAUCAAUACCAAGCACAGGCGGCGCGGGUAUGCGACGAGAGGCGUUGCAGGUCAAGCAUGUAUACACCACAGCAUGUCGGUGAGAGAAUGUAGGUCUGACACGCACGAUGGCCGUCGAGCCGGGAAGCAGGAUAGUAUCACAGCUCUUGCACAGCGUCCGUUUAAGAGACGGGUCCAUUCUGACCAUAGUCUUCUGCCCGACGGUGCGCAUUGACCCGAUGUAGCUCCUUGAAAGCUCUGCGGUAUCUCUCGGAUGUCUGACCUUCUGCUUUUUCUUGGAUUUCCCUUUAACAGCUGGUGCUGGUUGCUGGGGCUGUACGGCGCUGGUGGGAAGCGUUUGCGAUACGGAGUUGAGGUAAGCGCUGGCCUGGUAGAGAAAGUUUAUACGUUGGAUGAUGUCUCUGUUUGCAACACCAUGCAGAUUCGCAACAGGUUCGCUGUCC
Molecule: messenger RNA, 3080 nt
Organism: Trametes versicolor FP-101664 SS1
Lineage: Eukaryota; Fungi; Basidiomycota; Agaricomycetes; Polyporales; Polyporaceae
Exons: 5
Coding region: 52-2307 (751 amino acids)
Source: RefSeq, a predicted model, not a curated record